AUGCACUGCCCCGACGAAAAUAUGGUUAGGAUCUUCGAUUUUAUAUUAGAAGGUGACGCCAGGAAGUGGUGGAAGGUGGAAAAGACUCGUAGGAGGCAUACAUGGGAUCAGUUUAAGGUUGCCUUCACCACCAAAUAUUGCCUUCCUGCCUACCUUGAGGCCAGAAGGAGAGAGUUUGAGGAGCUGCGGCAGGGGAACAUGACUGUUUCUGAGUACGAGAGAAAGUUUCGGGAGCUAUCUGAAUUCUGUAUGCAUAUGAUUCCCGAUGACCAUACGAAGAAGGUGAGGUUUAUAGAUGGCUUGAACGAGAACAUAGCCCUCACCCUUGCUGGAUCAGUGCAUCCUACUUAUCAGUUCGCUAGGGAUGCAGCGCUGGAGUUAGAGAGGCAGGUGGAGAUGAGUAAGCCGUCGAGGCGUAGAUCAUUUGAAGGUUUGUAUAGUGGGGCACCUAGUCAGGGAGCAUCCAAGAAGAGCCAUAGUUCAGGCUCAUCGGGUAGUGGUGGACCAAGCCCACGGGGCAGAUUUCAGCGGAGAGGCAGUUAUUAUCAAGUGAUGGAGGCAGACUUGAUCUUAUUGGAUCUAUCUGGACUUGAUGUAAUCUUGGGCAUGGAUUGGUUAACAAGGAACCAUGCUUCUGUAGAUUGUUAUAAUAAAGAAGUUACAUUUAGGAGGCCAAGUUUGCCUGAAGUGGUAUUUCGUGGGGAAGUUGGGAGGCCUUUGCCAAGAUUAAUAUCUACCCUCACUGCUAAGAAGCUAUUGAAUAAGGGUUGCCAAGGGUAUUUAGCUCAUGUGAUAGAUACCCGAGUAAGUGGGGUCAGAUUGGAAGAUGUGCCCGUGGUGAGGGACUUUCCGGAUGUGUUUCCUAAGGAGUUACCGGGAUUGCCUUCGGAAAGGGAAUUAAGGAUUCGAGAGUUGGAUAUUCCUAAGACUGCCUUUAGGACGAGGUACGGACAUUAUGAGUUCCUAGUGAUGUCAUUCAGACUUACCAAUGCCCCAGCAGCUUUUAUGGAUUUGAUCAACCGGGUGUUUCGUUCGUACUUGGACCGUUUUGUCAUUGUAUUUAUAGAUGACAUCCUGAUCUAUUCUAAAAGCCAAGAGGAGCACGUGAGGCAUUUGAAGAGAGUGCUCCAAACUCCAAGAUGGCAUCAGCUUUACGCUAAAUUCGACAAGGUUGGGUUGCAUGCUAAUGCAGAAUCAAAGGGUGGUAACGUAUGCCUCACGGCAACUGAAGCAGCACGAGCAAAACUACCCUACGCAUGA
This is a messenger RNA of Ziziphus jujuba (common jujube), 1260 nucleotides long. RefSeq lists its product as uncharacterized. The coding region runs from base 1 to 1260 and encodes 419 amino acids. The record is from RefSeq and is a predicted model, not a curated record. The transcript is spliced from 4 exons. Lineage: Eukaryota; Viridiplantae; Streptophyta; Magnoliopsida; Rosales; Rhamnaceae.